UAGGUGCAUUUAUAGGAAUGUCCGAGGUUGUAUGGCUACCAAGCAAGUGCAAAGAUCCGACAACGACCCCACUGUCUGCGUGAUCACGUACCGUGGAAGGCACACGUGCAUUGACCACCCUGCCACUGUCGUCCCUUCUUCUACGCUGCCUGAAAAUCAAACUGAUUCCAAUGCCUCCAUCGAUUAUGCCCCUCUCCAAAUCGGGGAACUCCCUGUGUAUGUCUCGGCCGCAACUUCAGGGAACAACUCUCAAGCAACAGGACACCAGAGACGAUUACCAGAGUUGAAGGUAGCUUAUCACGGAAGAAAGUCGGAUGACAAUGAGAUGCAACGACUUGUUGAGGAAAAAUCGAUCUCUGAUGAGCCCGUCGCUAGUUCAGUUGAUACAUCCAUUAGUUUGGGUUUGGGCCUCUAUUCUCAUACUGCUGACGAUCAGAAAGAUCUCAAGCCAUUAUUGGGGAUUGACUUGCGUCAUACAAGGGCAGGCUAUGUCACGAACGAAGGAUCACUAUUGAGUGAUCUGAAAAAAGAAGAAAAUGCAAUAGUGUCGAGUGCAGUGGAAAAACCAGUAGCCAUGCAGAAGCAAAGGGCAGAAAGUGAUUUUGUGCCAAUGCAAAGCAGUCAAGAUGCAGAGACUGAACUAUUUCCCUGGAUAAUGAAUAAGGAUGCCAAUCCUCAUGCUGUUUUGGGAAAAGCUCAUUCAUAUUCAUCACACUCAGAGUCAGAAGUUGGUUCACGUUACUCAGAAUCAGAAAUUGGUUCACAUUACUCAGAAUCGGAAGUUGGUUCACAAUGCUCAGAAUCAGAGUCCGAAGACACUGAUGAGGAGAUGAAGAUUGUCGCAAGUCCAGAAUAUCAUAAGAGAGAAACUUUUGCAAAUGCAGGACACUGCAGAGCCAGAGGUUGAACCCUUUUCCUUGAAAGUAAACGAAGACACUGCUUCUGACAAAGUUCAUUCAUAUUCCUCAGAACAAGAAUCUGAAGUUGAUUCAUAUUGCUCAGGACCGGAAUAUGAAGUUGGGGAUAAAAAGGCGAGGAUAGAAGCUAGUCUAGAAUAUAAUGAUAUUAUACACAUACCAAAGAUGAAAAAGGAAAGUUCUUCACAAGCUACUUUGGAUGAUGCCGAUGCCUUAAUUGAUAUGUUAGGCAGUGGUGGAAAACAAGAAGGGAGAUCAUCAGAAGGAUGGGGUGCAGUUAAAUAUGACUAUAGUCGACCAUCUCAUUAAGUCCAAAAAAAAUCUAACGUUGAAAAAAUUGGAAUAUAUGGCAGAAACGAAGUUGGAAAAGCUAUUGUCAUUGGAGCUUUGAAGGAAUCUGCAAUUUUGAGAAAUCUAUUUGAUAGAGUCAUCUGUGUUGCUGUUCCUCUAAACUGUGACAUGGAAAAGGUGCAAA
Molecule: messenger RNA, 1392 nt
Organism: Eucalyptus grandis
Lineage: Eukaryota; Viridiplantae; Streptophyta; Magnoliopsida; Myrtales; Myrtaceae
Exons: 4
Coding region: 32-907 (291 amino acids)
Biological process (GO): regulation of DNA-templated transcription
Molecular function (GO): sequence-specific DNA binding; DNA-binding transcription factor activity
Source: RefSeq, a predicted model, not a curated record